AUACAAACUAAAAACAAGAAGAAGACUUGCAUAAAUUAAGAAGUAAACAUAACCUAAUUUAUCUUAACAUACUUUUGUAUUCAAUUUUCAAUUAAUUAACGUUUCAAAUUAAAAAUGAACGUAGUUCGACGUUUCUCAUCACAUAUAUUAAAAAACAGACCUGCUUAUGUUCGAUCUAGCAGCACCAACAUCGAUGCCCCUGAUUUUGAAAUGGAAAACCCAUAUGAGAAAGAAAAAGUUCAGUGUAUUUUAUGUAAACACAAAAUAGAACCAGAUUACAAAAAUGUUAGGCUACUUUCACAAUUUCAAUCUCCUUAUACAGGACGUAUUUAUGGCAGACAUAUUACUGGUUUGUGCAAACAACAACAAGAAAAAGUUGAAAAGGAAAUAGUGAAAGCACAGUUUGCAGGUCUAAUGGCUUAUUACCUGAAAGAACCUGCGUUUUUACAAGACCCUGAAUUAUUUGAUGUAGAGAAGCCUAUAAGACCACAUCGGUUUUAGAUUUGUUUCAUUAAAUGUAAGUUACUGUGCUUAGUUUUGUUAAUAUUGCUUUUAAAUAUAUCUUAAUAUUAA
This is a messenger RNA of Diabrotica virgifera virgifera (western corn rootworm), 573 nucleotides long. It is a transcript of the gene mRpS18C, whose product is annotated as 28S ribosomal protein S18c, mitochondrial. The transcript is spliced from 2 exons. Gene Ontology annotation, molecular function: structural constituent of ribosome; small ribosomal subunit rRNA binding. NCBI's taxonomy places the organism in Eukaryota, Metazoa, Arthropoda, Insecta, Coleoptera, Chrysomelidae. Gene Ontology annotation, cellular component: mitochondrial small ribosomal subunit; ribosome. The record is from RefSeq and is a predicted model, not a curated record. The coding region runs from base 115 to 501 and encodes 128 amino acids. Gene Ontology annotation, biological process: mitochondrial translation.